Aphanomyces invadans is the source of this 1747-nucleotide messenger RNA. RefSeq lists its product as hypothetical. Gene Ontology annotation, molecular function: manganese ion transmembrane transporter activity; cadmium ion transmembrane transporter activity. Lineage: Eukaryota; Oomycota; Saprolegniomycetes; Saprolegniales; Verrucalvaceae. The record is from RefSeq and is a predicted model, not a curated record. Gene Ontology annotation, biological process: cellular response to iron ion; metal ion transport. Bases 129 to 1484 code for a protein of 451 amino acids. The transcript has a single exon. Gene Ontology annotation, cellular component: membrane.
GGCAAAGUUGCAUUUAAUUUUGGAGGUUUUCCCCAGUUAAUGCUUGACGUUGGAUUUUAAUCGGCACAUCCGAUCUGCUCGAGGACCGCUGAAGCGCCAAAGGAGUUGCCGCCGUGCUGACACACUAGAUGGUGCCCACAGCAGCCACCGCGCAAACAGAGACAUCACCUCUCACGCCUCCCGGGUCGAUCCCGGACAGCCAAGAUGUCCCGUACACGAAAGUCGACUCCUCUCACGCCAUUGACAUCCCGGCAUCCCCACCGACUUUGAUGCAGAAGAUCCUUCCUGCACUCGGGUCUGCAUUCGUCGCGUCCGUGGCGUACCUGGACCCAGGGAACUUUGCGACGAACAUCCAGGCGGGGUCGAACUACAGCUUUACCUUGCUCUGGGUCAUCUUGUUGGCGAACGUGAUGGCGAUGCUGUUUCAGACUUUGUCGGCCAAGCUCGGGAUCGCGACAGGGAAGAAUUUGCCCGAGGUAAUCGCAGACCAGUUUCCACAAUGGGUCGUUUGGGUAAUGUGGAUUGCCGCGGAAGUGGCUGCGAUCGCGACGGACGUGGCCGAGUUCAUCGGGGCGGCGAUUGCGUUCAAGUUGCUUUUUUCGAUUUCGUUGGCGUGGGGCGCCGUCAUCACGGCCGGCAUGACUCUCGUGCUUCUGUACGUCCAUCAGCACCGUAUUCAAGCGUUCGAAGUUGUCAUUUUCAUGCUGGUGUCGGUGAUCGUCGUGAGCUACAUCAUGGAAACAGCGUUACAGCCAAGCAUUCCAUGGGCCGACGUCGCGUAUCACACGUUUGUGCCCGGUUUCGAAGGCAAGGAAAGUUUAGUUUUGGCCGUGGGCAUUGUCGGCGCAACGGUGAUGCCCCACGUGAUCUACUUGCACUCGGCGCUGACUCAGAGUCGCUUUGUCGUGUCGGAUGACGGCGAUGUCAUGUUCCCUCCCCUCCGCUACGAAGUUGUCGGGAUCGUGAUAGCCCUUGGCAUCGCCGGCCUCGUCAACAUGUCGAUGCUGAUCAUGGCGGCCGCGACGUUCAACACGUCAGGGUACACCGACGUGGACUCGAUUGAGAACGCGUACAGGACGUUGGAGCCGCUGCUUGGAAAGGCGGCGUCGUAUGUGUUCGCGAUCGGGUUGCUGGCCAGCGGCAUCUCGUCGUCCGCUGUCGGUACUCUCGCCGGCCAAGUCAUCAUGGCCGGGUUCCUCAACUUCCACGUAAACGUAUGGAUUCGCCGCGCCGUGACGCUCGUGCCGUCGAUGCUCAUCAUCGUUUCCGGUGCGGACCCGACCCAAGCGCUCGUGUUCAGCCAGGUUGUGUUGAGUUUCUGCAUCCCGUUCGCGCUUGUCCCACUCGCUCUGUUUGCCGGUCGAGAAGAUAUCAUGGGCAAGUGGAAAAGCUCGUGGUUCGUGCAACUUAUUACGGCCGCCCUCUGUACCUUCAUCGUCGGGCUCAACGUGUACCUCGUGCUCGCGUCCGUGUUUGACUGGUAAAGUCCCUCAUGCAGGACGGGUGGCCGAUACUGGCCCGGUGGCUGGCGGUACUGCUUUGCGGCCGACAUCCAUUGAGUGCUUGGGCCCUCCACGCCUUCCUCUUGUGCUUACUGCAAGCAAUCGGCGCGGGUGGCGCAAAGUAAUCGCCUUCGGUAGCAGUUCGGAAGCAAGACAAUUCAAUCUUGUAAUACUGGGUUUUUUUAUUCUUAGCACAGUAUCUGUAAUUAAUUUCCAAAAUUGUUUUGUCCUCAAGAAUAGAAGUA